AUGGCUGUGAUGAUGUUUCGUGAGUUUUAUACUACAGUAGUGGCAAAUGAGAUCAUUUGUCAUGGUUUUCUAGUUGAGAAAGGAUUGUUGAAAAGUGCCGAAGGCAACGCCCCUUGCCAUAAAUGCGACACAGAAAUGCAAGUAAAACGACGGAAAUGCCAUAAUGGGAAUGGAUGCCCAUUUUUCGGUGUCCAAAAAGAGGCUGUCGGACAACAAGAUCAUCACGAGCUGGCAGCAGAUUUUUUCAUUUCACUGACUUGA
Messenger RNA from Macrosiphum euphorbiae (potato aphid), 261 nucleotides. Lineage: Eukaryota; Metazoa; Arthropoda; Insecta; Hemiptera; Aphididae. The record is from the annotation of a GenBank genome assembly.